This is a messenger RNA of Klebsormidium nitens, 4237 nucleotides long. The record is from the annotation of a GenBank genome assembly. NCBI's taxonomy places the organism in Eukaryota, Viridiplantae, Streptophyta, Klebsormidiophyceae, Klebsormidiales, Klebsormidiaceae.
AUGUGGCAUUCGCCAGCCUAGCUCGCCACUGGGGUGUGUCGCCUUUGUUCAGGGUCACUGACCUGAUGGUUAUGGGGCGCCUCACAAUGGCCCCGCAGCCACCUGCUGUUACUUUUGCAUCUGCAUUGGUUGAAUAAGCCAUGUCUGAUCUGCGGCGGAGUAUGGCAAGGGGGCCCGCACAUAGCAUGGUGCCCCUUCCAAGGCAGACGGGGUCUGCAAGAGCUCCUGCGAGAGCAGGCGGCGCUUUUGCUGUGGGGAACAAGGCCAAAGAAGGCACCCCAUUGCCAGAUGAGAGCUUCAGUCUGGAGCCGGGGGGGUUGAGUCCCCCAAAGGUUCUGGGGAUGACGAUGCGGCUCUCUGAGGAGGUCAAAUCCGCUCUCUUGACUGCUCAGAAGGAGGGCCUGUCCGUGCAGAUGAAGUUUGGCGCGAAUUCUCAGAAUCACAUUCUCAAGAUCGGGGAGCGCGAGUACUCGUUCACAUCCAAUGACGAGGAGCGCAAGGUGUACGAGGCGUAUGUCGAGCGGAGAGACGCAGAACAAGGUGCGGGCCGCCUGGUGGAGGUUGGGCCGAUAGUCAAGAAGCUGAACCUUCAGCGGAGCCUGACAGCGGCGGAGGCUAACAAACUGAAGCAGCGCUCGGCUGCGGCCGAGAAGCAAAUGAAGUCUCGCAAGGCCAUCGUCUUGGAACACAACAGUACCUUGGAUGCAAAACAAGCAGUGUCGACGGUGAAAAAAACCCUGACCACCGUGCGGAAGCCAAUGACGGAGAAGCCGAGCUCACUUUCACGAAAUGUGAAGAGUUUCGACACAGUCACCACCCCCUCCAGACAGCAGCAGCAAGCCCGUUCUCGCUCGCAAUCCCCUGUCACGGGCCCCACAACCACCCCCGCUCCCCUGGGCCCCAGUCGGCUCGCCGUCAGCUCUCCCCCGACUGAAGCCCCAGUCACUGGCCUGUCGCCCGUAGUCAGCACAGGGCCUUCGGAACAGCAGGUCAGUCGGGGGAGCGUUCCUCCGGAAGAGGGGGGUCAGGGAAAGGGGCCGACAGCACCCCCUGCUAAGAGCACGCCUAAGAGGGGGGCGACGAACCAGGAAGUGAAAGCGGCGAUAGUGGGGGUUUUGGCAGGGGCACCGGAGCAUACGAUGAAACCCAAGUCGCUUGAGAAAGCUGUUCAGGACGCGCUGCCGGACGAUGCAGCUUUCACGAGGCAACAGUUCGAUCGGUUGCUGCGAUCGGUCGCCACGUUCAAGUCCCCCGCGUUGUGGGUCCUCAGCCCCGAUGCACAGAAGGCCUUCAGCGAGGGCCGCAUCAUGAACUCGACAAGCCCAGAAACGGUCGCCUCCGACUCCCCUGCCCUCAAUAUAGAGUCCCCCCCGCUUCCGGCGGCCCCCCAGUCCGAAACCGAGGCUUCGGGACCAGUCAAAGUUGAGGCCAGGAUGGAGAGUUCCUCGAAAGAGGGGGCGGCAAAUGACGAAGGCGCAAAAGCGGGGGACUCGCGGGAGGCACGCGAUCUGAGAGAAGGGGGGGGUGAUGUAGUGGGUGCUAGCGGGGGGGGUGACGUAGAGAAGGAGGUUCUGGAUGCGAGUGUCAAGGAAAACAAGGGGCCAUCGAGGCCGGGGCAAGGAAAGCAGACGAAAGAGGGGGAGAACGAGAGCGAGACGAAAGCGGGGGAGAACGGGAGGGAGUCGAAAGAGGGGAAUGAUGCGGGGAAAGAGUCGUCGUCGAGUGGGAGCGACAGUGGCAGCGAGAGUGAGAGCGACAGUAGCAGCGGAAGCAGCGGUUCGUCGAGCAGCGAGGACGAAGCCGAAGAGGAGGGGGCUGAAAAGGGGGAGGUGCAGAGCUCCGAGGCGAAACGGGGGGAAGAAGCGUCGACGAAAGAGACUGGAGCAAAAGGUAAGGUGGAACUUGAGGCGGGGCAACGGCCAGAUACGGGGGGAAAGGAGCGAAGCGAUCGAGGGGGUGAGAAUGGAGCAAAGGCUGCGGUGACAGGUGGGCCUAAGACGAAAGUGGAUCGUAAAGAAGGGGAGACGGGGAUGGAGAAGAAAGCGCACAAUGGCAGCAAGGGGGCAGAGAGCAUACCAAGGGUGCGAAAUGAUGCUGUGUUCAAGCCUGCGGUUGAGGUGGAAAAGAUUGACGAUGACGACCGGAUAGAUGACGGAGCCGCACAGUCCGGAAGGGCGCCUAAAGCGGAGGCGCAGAAAGUCGGGGGUGAUUCCGGCCGGAAGAGAAAGGAAAGCGAUGCACCGGAAGGGGUUGCGAAGAAGCGGAUGACGGAAAAGGAGGGGUUGGUGUCCGAGAGCAGAGGUGACGAGAAGCCCAGAGCUGUCUCGAAAGAAAGCGGUGCUUCCAAGAAGGAGAACCAGAAACCGGGAGGGGGCCUAAGCAAGAAAGCAGUGGGAGACGGCGAGAAGAGGACUUCGGAGAAGAGCGGGUUGAAAGUGGGCUCGAAUGCAUCAAACGAUGGGGGCGAGAAGAAGAAGUCCAAGGCGUCGAUGGAGGCGGGCCGGAGUAAGGACGGGAGUGUGAAUGGGCGCGAGGGGGGUGAGAAUGCGCACGAGGGGGGUGUGAACGAGCGCAAGGCGUCGCAUGCGGCUGCGGGGCCGAGCCUCUCGGAUGACGUUCGGAACAGCAGUGCGCUGUUGAAAUACAAAGCAGCGCAGGACGUCAUUGCCGAGCGGAAGGCCAGCCGUAAGGCGAUCCCGAUCGAGUUGACGGACCAGACAGCGCUGGAUCGGCAAAAAGGGGUUAAGGAGGGGGUUAAGGAAGGAGUCAAGCGGCCGCCCAGCGGGCCAUCUCGGAGUGUUCCGAAGGUGGUCAAGGGGGUGGUCAAGGGUCAGCCUGGGAGCAAACCAGGGGGAGUGCCCGGCAGUAAGGGAAUGGAGAAGGGCAAGGGCUCGGAACCGCUUGCGAGGGUGCAGAUUGAAAAGCUGGACGAUGGGCGCGAAAGCGGCCCUCGAGCGGGGUCGCCAAAAAGCGGGGAGAAGAGGAGGCAUGGGGAGGAAGCAACGGAGGGCACGAAAAAGCCGAGGAAAGAUGGGGGUGCAGGGGCAAAGGAACCUGGUGGGGGAGCAAAGGAUGGUAAAAAGGGGUUGAGUGCGAGGAAGGACGACUUUGGCAACAGCCCCCUAGAAGAAGGGGAGUUGGCGCCUGCGCCAAAGAAAGCCAAGCUGUCACAAAACGGUGGUGUUGAGAGAGGGGGAAGAGCUGUUGGAAAAGAGGCCGCUUCAGAACCAGUGUCAAAGCCAGGUUCUGCAAAGGUGGUCAAGCGGACCCCAGAAAGUGGAGGGAAACCCAAGGCUGACGGAGGGGCCAAGCCGAAGCCAGACGGUGCGAAGGAAGGGGUUAAGUCGGGGCUUAACCAAGGGUCAAAACCCGCGCUGGUCAAGAAACCGCUGCAGAAAACGCCUGGUAAACCGGCAGAGGGGACGGCAGUAAAGGGGCCUAAGAAGGCGGGGGACGGUCGGGGGGGGGCUGCAAACGGCGUCACGAACAAGGCGCCUGGAGCGAAACCCGCACAAAACGGGGUGCGGAAGAAAAGCCCGAGCGCGCCCCCGAAGAAGUCGCAAUCUGCCGCUGCGAACGGCAAGGUUGUAAACGGGAAAGCGGGGGUGCAGAACGGGAUGAAGCGGCCCGAGGAGAAGAAGCGGGUUAACGGGUUCAGCGGGAUAAUCGAGGAGGAUUGGGUUAAGUACGCGGACGCGCAGCCGAUAACCGAGGACCGGUCAAUUGACUCCCGAGAAGAGUACUACGUUGCAUACGACGAAUUCUCGACCAAGUGGCCAGUCUAUGAGUACCUGAUCCAAGCCCUUGAGGAGCAACGGAUGCAAUUUUUGGCGUACGACGACAAGAUGGCGGCGGCGUGGAAGACGCACAACGAGCAGCAGCUGCGCGAGCUGGAGCUUCUGCUGCGAGUGGAGUACAACAAAGUGAAAAAGGUACACAAAAGAAUGCGCAGCGCGUUUUUGACGCUACACAAAGACCUAGCGGUUUUGAAACCCAUGAUAAAAGCAUACGCCUUGGAGCAUGGGCUGCAAAUCGGAGAGAAGACAUGACUAGCUUCUGAAUUAGACUGUACAAACGAACAGACCGUAAUGAUCUGUAGCUUAUGCCGUGCGUUUGCUUUGAACUCUGGCCAUGCAAUGUGUCACGAUCUAGACAACAUUGUAUGCUGGAUGAUCCGUCUUUCGGGGCUGUUUCGAACCUUGAUCAUUUGAAGUGAAGCCAUGCGGGAUGUUUGUCG